This is a messenger RNA of Phlebotomus papatasi, 939 nucleotides long. RefSeq names its product 40S ribosomal protein S4 (gene RpS4). Gene Ontology annotation, biological process: translation. The record is from RefSeq and is a predicted model, not a curated record. NCBI's taxonomy places the organism in Eukaryota, Metazoa, Arthropoda, Insecta, Diptera, Psychodidae. The transcript is spliced from 4 exons. Gene Ontology annotation, cellular component: cytosolic small ribosomal subunit; ribosome. Gene Ontology annotation, molecular function: structural constituent of ribosome; RNA binding. The coding region runs from base 77 to 865 and encodes 262 amino acids.
AUUUUGAAUCUGGCAGCCCGGCAAUUUACUUGCAUGCAGUCUUUCUCUCAGAUAUUUUCCUGAAAACGUGACAAACAUGGCUCGUGGCCCUAAAAAGCAUUUGAAGCGCCUCAAUGCCCCAAAAGCAUGGAUGUUGGACAAAUUGGGGGGUGUAUUCGCCCCUCGUCCAUCCCAGGGACCCCACAAGUUGCGGGAGUCUCUGCCAUUGGUGAUCUUCCUGAGGAACCGACUAAAGUACGCCCUGACCAAAACCGAAGUCACCAAGAUCGUCAUGCAGCGCCUCAUCAAAGUGGACGGGAAGGUGCGCACAGACCCCAACUUCCCUGCUGGAUUCAUGGAUGUUGUGUCAAUUGAGAAGACCGGAGAGUUCUUCCGGUUGAUCUAUGACGUCAAGGGACGUUUCACCAUCCAUCGCAUCUCGGCCGAAGAGGCCAAGUACAAGCUCUGCAAGGUGCGCAAAGUGCAGGUUGGUCCCAAGAACAUUCCCUUCUUGGUCACUCACGACGGACGCACCAUUCGCUACCCAGAUCCCCUGAUCAAGGUCAACGACACCAUUCAGCUGGACAUUGCCACCUCCAAGAUCACCGAUCACAUUAAAUUCGAUUCAGGAAAUCUGUGCAUGAUCACUGGAGGACGCAAUUUGGGUCGUGUGGGAACUGUGGUGAAUCGCGAGAGACAUCCAGGAUCUUUUGACAUUGUCCACAUUAAGGAUAGUCAAGGUCAUAUGUUCGCCACGCGUCUUUCCAAUGUGUUUAUCAUUGGAAAGGGCGCCAAGACGUACAUCUCGCUGCCGAAGGGCAAGGGCGUGAAGCUGAGCAUCGCCGAGGAGCGCGACAAGAGGCUCGCGGCCAAGGCUGCCCACUAAACAUCCGCAAUUUCUGGUGAUCUCAUCACCUAAUCUCUGUGGAGGUCUUUUUGAAUAAAAGAAUUGAGGAGAAA